GCAUUUCCUUUUUCCAUUUGCAUCACAUCGCGGAGCUAAAACCGAGGCUGCAGUAGAAAACAGUGGAGAUUAAAGCGAACAGACCUGGAGAAGAGGAUGCUACAGAAACUGCGGCGCCUCCAGAUCAGCUCAGCGGACACUGCACGUCGCGGAAACAACGAGGAUAGUAAAGUUCAGUUUGGGAUUUAGCGGCCAAAGUUUGACGUAAUUCUUCCCCGGACAUCAGGAAUAGGCUGGAGUGUCAUCAUGGAAGUAUUUUCUAAGGAAAAAUAAAGAGAUUUCUCUCUACUUUUGGACAUGCAGGCAGAAAUCUGAGAAAGUGCAAGUCGGGAAAAAAAACAUUUACAGCAAGAUCUCCACGGUUUGGUUUUCCAGAUGUCUCCUCUGCAGGCAGCGGCUGGUUAAUGAAACAUAUUCACACCCCAGAGGAAAAAAAGUAGCACUUUUCUUCAUUUCUUGCAACUGGAUUUUAUUCUCUAUCAUCGUCGCCUUUUAAAUACAUGAUCAGCGUUACUGUUUGUUCUUCAGCCAACACUCCCAGUAGAAUAACGGGAUUUUAAAAACUCUCAAUGCUGGAUACAGCGACUCGUCGACGUUUCGGGACAUGGACGGACACCGAAGAGACAAAAUAAAGGAGCCGUGUUAUUAAAUAAAAGAGGAGGGUGUUAUCAUGAAAAUGUUAUUUGGGUGAAGUCCUUGGAAACUCGUAAGGGAAGCCCAAUGAGUGGCACACAGUCAACUCUCACUGACAGGACCCCAAGCAUUCUCAACAAGGACCCUGCAGACAAGAGACCUAAGAAUGACAAAUCAUCCGUCUCCCUCAAACAUGAAUUCGAUCCAACAGGUCUUGUCCAGCGCUGUGUGAUAAUCCAGAGAGAUGAGAAUGGCUUCGGGCUGACCGUGAGCGGAGACAACCCUGUGUUUGUACAGCUGGUCAAAGAAGAUGGAGCUGCGAUGCGAGCUGGUGUUCAGACAGGAGAUAGGAUCAUUAAGGUUAAUGGGACCUUGGUCACACAUUCAAACCACAUAGAGGUUGUAAAGCUGAUAAAAUCGGGUUCUUAUGUGGCCCUGACGGUGCUGGGGAGGCCUCCGGGGCUUCCUCAGAUCCCCCUGGAGGAGGAGGAGGAAGAGAAGGAGAAGGAGGAAGGAGCAGAGGUCAGCCCACCCUCCUCUGUCUCAGUUCCACACUCACCUGCACUGUCAGGUGUGGAGCAGCGCAGCCCUCAGGAGCACAUCACCUCCGCUCGGCCUGACGGGGAUGAGAACAAAACCACGCACAGCCAAAAGAUCGACAGCUUGCAAAAGAUGAUAAACAAACAGCAACUGGACUUACAGGUGAAGGAGGAGGAGUGCAGCAGAAACCCCCGACCUAAGCUACUGAAGGAGAUCCAGGAGGCAAAGAAGCACAUUUCACAGCUGCAGGAGCAGCUCAGCAGAGCGGCGUCACAGGAUGGAGCCACUGUGUCCAGGAAUGGUGAGGCUGAGGAGGGGGACAGUGGGAGGGAGCCGACCUCACCCUCGCGGGGCGACGGCGCUAACGACAGGCCCUCGACUAACAGUAACUCUAUGAACAGCAGCCCCCUCCCUGAGAGUCCUGGCAAAAGAGAGACGCCCUGUCAGAGCCCGGACAUCAGCCGACGAGACGGACCCAACUCCUGCUCGUCGCCCGACACCGAGGACAACACGGAGACGGACUCCAGUGCCCAGUGCGUUGUGGGUAGCCCUCCCUACCUCCUCAACCCCCAGAUCAUCGGAGCGGAGGAUGACGACUUUGUCUCUCAGCAAGAGCAGAUUAAUGGAGAGUGUAGCUUUUUCCAGAGUAUAGACUCGCUGAAGUCUCGGCCGGCUCACCUUGCAGUUUUCCUCCAUCAUGUUGUCUCGCAGUUUGACCCUGUGCCUCUGCUCUGUUACCUCUACGCCGACAUGCACAAGCAAACCAGCUCCAAAGAAAGCCGACGCUUCUUCAUGGAAUUCCACUCGCUCUUCAUGGAUCGAACAGCAAAUCUUAAAGUACCAGUGCCAGAGACUGUUGCAGCUGAGCUGGAGAAGCGGAGGCUGGAGUUAAUCCCAGAGGAGCUCUGCAAACAGUACACACAGGUGUUACAGGACACACUCCUACCAGACCUGCACAGGAACCUGGAAGACUUCAGACAGAAGCGCAGCAUGGGUCUGACUCUGGCUGAAGACGAGCUGUCCAAGCUGGACGUAGAGCGAGGGAAAGACCAACAGGCCCUGGAGAAGGAAUGCUCCUGUGCUGAACACAUCAUCUCCAAGAUAGAGGAUAUCCUGUUGGCGUCGCAGCCCUCAGAAGAGGAGAAGUGCCAAGCGAUGCAGUACGUGAUUCUCACCUACAUGAAGCACCUCGGGGUGAAAGUGAAGGAGCCUCGCGGCCUUGAACACAAACGAGCACGAAUCAAUUUCCUGCCAAAGAUUAAGAAGAGUAUCAAGCCUGAGAAGGAGGGUGAGGAGAAGGUGAAAAAGCCUCGGUUUCCCAACAUCCUCGGCCCACCGAGGCGCCUGAGCAGAGUGGAUUCAACUUCAGUCGGUAAGGCCGUGGAGAUGAACAAGCAGCGGUCACCCAAGCAGCUCUCCCACUCCCAGCCGACCUUCGGUAUCCCUGAGCAGUCAGACUCCUCCGCCGUGAAUCCUGGACGGAUCCGUGGAAAUCAGCCGAGCGAGGGAUCGGACACCAGCGGCCAUGUUUUAUCUUCUAACACCUCCCCUACACACAGCUCCCCCAUCGGUCUGGCCUCAGAUACAAGCGGACAAGACUCAGACUCCAAUGCGUCUCCAUUCUCCAUCCAGCCCAGACUGAGCGAGGGUCUGCAGUCCGGCGACCAGCAGGACAGCGUCUUCAGCCCCACCAGCACUCAGUUUGACUUCAGCCCCUCAAACCUGGAGCAGCUACAGGAGGAAGACCAGGAUGCUUUCAGCAGGAUGGAGGUGCAGUGCGCGGUGACUUCAGCCGACAUCCAGAGCGAGGACGACCAGGGAGGCGAGGUGGAGUGUGAGGAAGACCCCCUGAACUGGCAGAGUCUGGUCAGUCGAGGCGUCCUGGCGAGCCUGACGCCGCAGGAGAUCAAACGGCAGGAAGUCAUCAAUGAGCUGUUCUACACCGAGCGCGCUCACCUACGGAUGCUGAAGGUGCUGGACGGCGUUUUCUGCCAGAGGUUGAACAGAGACAGUAUCCUCCCUGCAGAGGACAUCAAACACAUCUUUAUUAACCUGGAGGAAAUCAUUCAGCUGCAUGUUUCUGUAACAGAGCAAAUGACAGCAAUCAGGAAGAGGAGUGAGACGUCAGUGAUCGGUCAGAUUGGAGAUGAUCUCCUGGCAUGGUUCAGCGGCGAGGAAGAGGAGAAGAUUAAAAGAGCGGUGGGAACUUUCUGCAGUAACCAACCAUCUGCACUGGAGCUCAUCAAGACCAAGCAGAAGAAGGACCAGAGGUUCAACUUAUUCAUGCAGGAAGCUGAGAGCAACCGCCUGUGUCGCAGGCUGCAGCUCAAAGACAUCAUUCCUGUAGAGAUGCAGAGAGUGACCAAAUACCCUCUCCUGCUGGACAAUAUUGCCAAGUACACAGAGGACGGUGAGGAGAGGGAAAAGGUGAAGAAAGCUGGUGAAUGUUGCAAAAAGAUUCUGAACCACGUCAACCAGGCUGUUAAAGAGGCAGAGAAUAAACAGAGGCUUGAGGAGUAUCAGAGAAGAUUAGAUCUGUCGUCACUCAAACAGAGUGAAAACCCCAUGAUCCUGGAGCUGAAGAAUCUGGACCUGACCAAGAGGAAGAUGGUACAUGAGGGACCUCUCUGCUGGAAAGUCAACAAAGACAAGACGAUUGAGCUGUACACAAUCCUCCUGGAGGACAUCCUGGUUUUACUGCAGAAACAGGACGAGCGUCUGAUCCUCAAGUUCCACGGCAAGAACCUGGCCAGCGCCGUCGACACCAAGCACAUCUUCAGCCCCAUCAUCAAACUCAACACUGUGCUGGUUCGACCGGUGGCAACUGACAACAAGUCUUUCUUCGUGCUGUCCAUGUCAGAAAACGGGGCUCAGAUCUACGAGCUGAUGGCUCAGACAGUGUCCGAUCAGAGAACGUGGCAGCGUCUGAUCACACAACGAGCUGAGGCCAUGAAGGCCAAACCUCACAACAGUGACACACCUCCAGCUCAGUCCGAUGCUGAGCGGGAUGCUAUUGAGAUCAUCAACCGUGGGAUUCCCAGGGCGAGCAAAGAUUCUAACGGGACAUCAAGCGGAGAUAAAGAUGUCACCUCUUCUCCAGACACUCCAGCUCCACCUGCGAGUAUCAACCCCUUCGAUGGCAUGAAAUCGGAGGACGAGGAGGAGGAGCUGGCUGCUGCAGACAGACAGGACGAUGAAGAGGUGGAGGAUGAAGAGGUGGAUGAAGCAGAACUGGAGGCCUUCCUAGACGGACAGCUAGCAGACAUGCCCUUCCUGCAGCAGGAGGGGUCACGUCAGGGCAUUGCCCUCGAAAACCAAGAGCACAACACGUUCAGCAUACCCUCGUCCAAAGCUGAAGACGCUCUACGGACAUUGGCGAUGCUGAAGCAGGCUCUUUUCAACCACAUGAUGAGCAGAGAGGCAGAGGAGGAGAAAGAGGAGACAGAGGAGAAUAAGCAGAGUGGGGCCCCUGGGUGUCAGCUGAGCGCCUCCUCGCCUGGGAGCCCUGAGGGGGGGCCCUCUGCUGCAUGUGACGAGAGCCGAGCAUCUGCAAGUUUACAGAAAGACGACCCACAGCUCCCCUCUGCACACACAGGCCUGACUGAGACAACUGAACGCAAUGGUGGUUUUGUGGUUCUGGAUUUCAACGUGGGCUGCGAGGAGAGCAGCACUGACGACGAUGGGGGAUUAGGAGGUGACAUGGGAAUCGACAUGAGGAAACUGCUGUCCUCCUCCUCGCAGGCAGGGGGCGGCGGCGGCCCCAACCUCAGCCGGCAGCUUAUGACCCACCUACGCCUCCUGCAGGCUGAUCUGCAGUACCUGAAGGAGGUGGAAAUGAAGUACAACGAGCUGCGACAAACACACAUCGACAUGGCCACUGACUCAGACGACAACACCGAUGGGAUUCAGUGAUGAGGAACCUUCUCUCGAGCCAAGUUUAUGUCCACUGAAGCCACUGAAUACUGGUGUCACUCAGUAAUGGAGGUUUAAUCUCCCACUUAAGGCACAUAUGACAAUCAGUGGAAGACUUUAUCAUCACGAUUGUUCCACUAUAAACUCAAAAUCCUUGAACUGGCAGGGGCAGAUCUGCUCCUGAGAGGAGACACUAUGGAAUUAACUGAGGAUAAUUCAGUCACUUCUUGUCAUGAUAAUAACCAACUUCAUAAAUUAUCUUAAACACUGGAUAUAUGAAACGGAAAAGGGCAAGUCAAGUGUGUGAAGUCAGACAGAUGCAGAGCAGAGAGGCGUUCAGGAGCGACAAGAGACUGUGACAGCGACCAGAACGAUUCUCUGAGGAUUAAAAUAGAUUGACUUGACAGGACUUAGAGCACUGCUGUAAGCUUGAUGUGAAUGUCUGCAGUAAGAGAUGAGCAAAAACUUCACGCUACGCAGUUGAAUAUGCUCAAAGAUGCACUUCCUUUAUUUUUUGUAACAGCGAUGAAAGGCAACACGUAAAUGCCUCAAUAUCUUCUCCACACACUGACUGUGUUUUUAAAUUCAGCAACAUUCACAGAGUGUUCAAGAAGCUGUAAAAUGUAUCUGCACCAUCCACAAAAGUUGUCUUAUGUUUUAUGUCUUAAACCUGAUCUAAAACACACCUGCUAGCACCCCUAAAUCUCAAUACUUAACACGGUGUAUGUUUUUUGUUCAACGCAGCAUUAAUGUUGAUCCUCGUAUCACACUAUCAUACCCUCAGAGAGAAAACAAACGACAGCAUCUCUCAAAAUUGUGAACUAUUCCUGCAAACAGCAGAAAUGAUUCAAGCCUCAAAUUUCCAAAUAAUAAUCGUCCCAUUUGCAAAGCUGCAACUGCUGUUUGUUUACCAGUCGUCUUAUUGGUUUAAUUGUCUGAGAAAAUAGCACACAAGCACAGUAUACUGAUACUUAUUAUAUGACUUUAAAGUGCCUAAAUUAAAAAUUAAAAAUUUAAAUUUCCUAUAGCACUUUAAUGUAGCAUAAAAUGUCAAGCAAAUGAAGAUGGUGAUACGUUGAAAUCAUAGAUCCAGAUCACUGUAAAAGUCUCAUCCACUCCGACAGAAGAGUAAAACAGACAGAUGGAGGUAAAAACAGAACCUCUUUGACAUGAAAUCCCCCAUUGUUCAGACAAACCUUUCUUUCUGACAAACACUGUGCAGUAAGAAAGGUAGAAGAGGAAAAAUAACAGCAGCUGAGGAGAGAAAUGUUCACUUUGUGUGUAAUUGCAGGUGUUUCUUCUGGUGGAGAACAUUACACCAUGUAAUAGAUACAAGCUUUUCACAACAUAUGCACAAGUGAAUUUAAUGAAUCGAGUUUUAUUGUAGAAUUUCCUUUUGUAUUCCAGACCGAUUUUUUUUCUUACUUCCACUCACCUCCCAUGUUAGUGUGCACAGUGAGGUGACUGACUAACCUGUGUGCAGUUUUUCCUCAUGAACACUAAAAACUAACUGAAUGCAGAAGUUUUCUCCAGGAUUCCUUUUUGUUUCUGCAACAAUCUGUUCAUAAAAGCCAUCCUCAGCUUGUAACAUCAACCUGUUAUACGCUCCUUUACCUGUAGGUACAAACUACAAAGAUUCGCUCAUCAGACAUCUGCACUUCACCUUCAUGUCUGGACUGAAAAGACUCAAAUAUUCAGUGGCCACUAGACUGCACAGACCACAGUAUGACUUUGAUUUUUGUAAUGAAAAAAAAAAAAAAAGACUAACCUUAAAAGUAUAUAUAAAAAAGGAUUGUAAUGGACUGAUUUAAUGUAAAAGAAUAUAAUGUACAAUUCUGACUGUAUAUCAAGUGUUUUGUGUGUUGCUGCUUUUUUACACAGUGCAGUCAUGUAAUGUUUUAACACAAACUACUUAAAGUGAGGGUAAAGUAACCAUGAAGCGUUAAUUUGUUUUACAAAUGUUCUUUUCAAGAUGUUAUUUUUAUUACAUUGCUUUUAACCCA
Messenger RNA from Lates calcarifer (barramundi perch), 7088 nucleotides. It is a transcript of the gene arhgef12b, whose product is annotated as Rho guanine nucleotide exchange factor (GEF) 12b. Lineage: Eukaryota; Metazoa; Chordata; Actinopteri; Centropomidae. Gene Ontology annotation, cellular component: cytoplasm. The record is from RefSeq and is a predicted model, not a curated record. Gene Ontology annotation, biological process: G protein-coupled receptor signaling pathway; Rho protein signal transduction. Gene Ontology annotation, molecular function: G protein-coupled receptor binding; guanyl-nucleotide exchange factor activity.